Molecule: messenger RNA, 711 nt
Organism: Annulohypoxylon maeteangense
Lineage: Eukaryota; Fungi; Ascomycota; Sordariomycetes; Xylariales; Hypoxylaceae
Exons: 2
Coding region: 1-711 (236 amino acids)
Source: RefSeq, a predicted model, not a curated record
AUGGAUGAUAUUGAAAGCGAAUACAACACUAGUGGUGUGGCCUUCGCACUCAAUAGUAGUCUAUUAGAUUAUCGCAGUCUAGACGGACUAAUAGAGAGUCAAAAUGGUGACAGCAGGGCGCCCACCCCUGACCGAAACGAACGCGCGAGGUCGACAACAAGUCUAGAUCCACAAAGCUUUAUCGAUCAAUUCCAAUGGACCCAAAACAACCUACCGAUUGGAAUAUCAUACAACUCCAGAUCAAGAAUAUCGACGCCAGGUUUCAUGAAAGAGUGGACGGAUAGACCAAUCAAGCGGGAGAAUGAUGAGGACAGCAGGUUCGCCGAUCUCCUCGAAACUUUCUUACGCCUCGAGUUCCGUUCCCCUGUGAACUGCCAAUGUGGUCUGUGUUUGCGACAGACUUCAGGUCACUUUCAGAUAUCCCACACGAUAUCUUCGUCUGGUGCCCGUGCUGCACGCGAGACCUCGAAAAAGAAGAUUUCGCACUUACCCGUACCAGCCAAAUUCCGGUCGAAACAUGCUUUGACUGUAGAGACGGGUAUGCGGAACUGCCGCCAAACCUCGCGAUUUGUUGGAGCGCACAUUCGGAUCAAGAGGGAUGUGGUAGACUUCUUCCCAAAAGUCUUUUUUCAGGAUUUUACGAUCGCGAGACCUACACGGGAAUUUUUUGCCGCGACUGCAGAGCCAUUGGACAAUCUCGAGCAAGACUAG